Mesoplodon densirostris (Blainville's beaked whale) is the source of this 539-nucleotide messenger RNA. RefSeq names its product cysteine rich tail 1 (gene CYSRT1). The record is from RefSeq and is a predicted model, not a curated record. The transcript has 2 exons. Lineage: Eukaryota; Metazoa; Chordata; Mammalia; Artiodactyla; Ziphiidae. The coding region runs from base 43 to 438 and encodes 131 amino acids.
ACAAGAAGACACCUUGCUGCUGUCGCCACUUCAGGCCAAGCCAUGGACCCCCCUGAGAUGUUUGUCAAGGACCCAUAUGCCCAUGUCAGCAUCCCGAGGGCUCACCUGCGGCCCGAGCUGGGGCAGCAGCUGGAGGCGGCUCCAUCCUCCUCGGAGUCGCAGCCUCUGCCCGUGGGGUCUUGCACCCUGGAGCCUACCGAGGAGGCCCCAGGGCCCAAGGGUGCCAAGGGGGCUGCCUCCAACCAGGGCCAGCAGGCCUGGCAGCAGCCCUGCACCCCCGAUGGCAGUGGGCAGCACCAGGCGGGACUGACCUACACUGGCCUUUCGCCGACGGGGCGUGGCGACAUCGCGCCUCACUGCUGCUGCUGUCCCUGCUGCUCCUGCUGCCACUGCCCCCGCUUCUGCCGCUGCCGCAGCUGCUGCUGUGUCAUUUCCUAGCCUGGCCCCUGGGCCGCAGGGCCUGCUGUGGGGCGCCCCCGCAUGGCAAGCCCGGGCCUCUGCUCAGGUGGCCACAGCAGUGCCUGGACAGUUGGAACAGC